AUGCCGAUUACAGAACGUCGGGGCACUGAAAUGCAAGCACACCGCCCAAGAGUCGAAGACACAUUCAUGGAUGGCUUGUCAACUAUUGAUGGGACCGGUGCCACCAUUGGCAGAAGUGCCCCCAUCUCGGGCAUUCCCAGAUUCUCGGAUCCGUAUCAAAAACGCCAAUGGAUGCUCGAACGUAUGGCCGGUGCUUUUCGAGUUAUUGCUCGCAAGGGAUACGUUGAAGGUACAGCUGGUCACAUCUCGAUUCGUGACCCAGUCGACCCUGACACCUUCUGGAUCAACCCUACAGCCAUCUCACUACGUCCUGGUAUUAUUAGCCUUGCUCGCCAUUUCGGUCUGAUGAAAGUCAGUGACAUGGUCCACGUCAAUGUUAAGGGAGAAAUCAUUGGAGGAAAUCACGCAUGUAUCAACAACGCAGGUUUCAACAUCCACUCCGCCCUUCACGACGCCCGACCCGAUGUCAAUGCAGCAUGUCACUUCCACAGCAUCCACGGCAAGGCAUGGUCCGCCUUCGGGAGACCACUAGAAAUGCUCAACCAAGACGCGUGCACAUUCUUCAAAGAUCAUGCCGUCCACGACAUGUUUAGCGGCAUUGCAUUCGAAGCCUCAGAAGGAGAGAGAAUAGCUGAAGCUCUGGGCAAUAAUAGGUGCGCUAUUUUAAAGAACCAUGGUCUUUUGACGACAGGGAAGACGGUUGACGAGGCGGCGUUCUUAUAUACCUUGAUGGAAAACUCCUGUCGUAUCCAGCUUCUCGCGGAAGCUGCUGUAGCAUCGGGAAUUGAGAAGCACCUCUGUCCUGACCCCGAAGCUGAGUAUACAUACCGGUUGACUACGCCUGAGGCCAUGUGGUUGGAGUUCCAGCCGGAUUACGAAUAUGAGUUGGCUAUGUCGGGUGGGGACUUUCUUUUGUGA
Molecule: messenger RNA, 918 nt
Organism: Colletotrichum fioriniae
Lineage: Eukaryota; Fungi; Ascomycota; Sordariomycetes; Glomerellales; Glomerellaceae
Source: RefSeq, a predicted model, not a curated record